AUGCCUUCAUUUCACAAUCGCCAACUAGUGCCAUCAUUCUGUGGCGCUCUGCACAAGAGAUUUGCGCAAUUGCAAGGCCAGAUGCAGUGGUCUCUAUGGAAGGAGUACUUGUCGUGCAAAGACCUCAGCGUAUGCGAUAUAACCGUUGCCAUCGAUCAGUACGAGAACAUAUGGGACGUUUUCUAA
Parastagonospora nodorum SN15 is the source of this 186-nucleotide messenger RNA. RefSeq lists its product as hypothetical. The transcript has 2 exons. The record is from RefSeq and is a predicted model, not a curated record. Bases 1 to 186 code for a protein of 61 amino acids. Lineage: Eukaryota; Fungi; Ascomycota; Dothideomycetes; Pleosporales; Phaeosphaeriaceae.